Messenger RNA from Labeo rohita (rohu), 6955 nucleotides. RefSeq names its product retinitis pigmentosa GTPase regulator a (gene rpgra). Lineage: Eukaryota; Metazoa; Chordata; Actinopteri; Cypriniformes; Cyprinidae. The transcript is spliced from 14 exons. The record is from RefSeq and is a predicted model, not a curated record. Bases 65 to 6157 code for a protein of 2030 amino acids.
UUAUUCAGAAGGGAACAGCUUACAGUUCAGGAAUGUCAUCUGCAGAACAGAGGUGUAGGAGGUGAUGACAGGAGAAACAGACACAGAAAUACCAGAGACAGGUGCUGUAUUUACCUUUGGAAAGAGUAAAAUAGCGAACAAUGCACCUAGCAGGUUAUGGCUAAAGAAUGAUAUACCUGUGCACAUCUCAUGCGGACAGUCACACUCAGCCUUUGUAACAGAGCAGGGCCGCUUGUUUGUGUUUGGAAAUAAUAACAGAGGUCAGCUUGGUCUACAAACCAAAGGACCAGUGAAUAAACCAGUCUGUGUUAAAGUUCUUAAAGGGGAGAGAGCUCAGUUUGUUGCCUGCGGAACUGAUCACACACUCGUGGGCACUUCACAAGGGGACAUUUUUUCAGCUGGAGGAAACAGUGAUGGACAGUUAGGACUGGGCCACUGUAAAGACAGCAUUUCUUUCCAGCGGCUCCACCCCUUUUGCGACUAUGCUCCAAUCAAAUUGCUCUCUGCAGGUGGCCACACCUCUGCCGCACUUACAGAGGAUGGCAGGCUGUUCCUGUGGGGUGAUAAUUCUGUUGGUCAGCUUGGUUUGGGAAAUGACAGUCAUACCUUAUUGCCUAAAGAGCUGAAACUGGGGCAGCCCAUUCAGUGGGUCUCAUGUGGAUACAGACACUCAGCUCUGGUCACAGAUAAUGGGGAUGUUUUCACUUUCGGGGAGAGUGCAGAUGGACGACUGGGUCUUUCUGCUCAUCAGCUGGCCAACCACAGUCAUCCUCAGCGAGUAGAAACUCUGCACGGGGUUCUGCAGGUGGCGUGUGGAGGCAAGCACACACUAGCCCUAACAGAUAAUGAGUUGUACUCUUUUGGCCGUGGGGAGUUUGGGCAGUUGGGGUUGGGGACGCUUGUGUUCGUAGCAGACACACCUGUUGCUGUCGGCCACUUCAGGAAAGGCAGGGUCACUCAUGUGACAUGUGGUGAAAACCACAGUGCACUAAUAACAGAUAGUGGUCUUCUCUACACAUUUGGAGAUGGCCGUCAUGGGAAGUUGGGCCAUGGAGAUGAGAACUUCACCAAUCAGUUCAGUCCAACUGUGUGCCAGAGGUUUUUUGAUUACUCUGUCAUGACUGUGGCAUGUGGUUCUAGCCACAUGCUGGUGUUUGCACGGCCACGGCACCAGGAAAGUGAAGAAGUUUGUUUAGAGGACGAAGAUGUUACCUACUCUUACCUGGACAGAUGUUACACCUCAAUGUUACAGGGGCAACCAUUAGAGCAUAUAGCAGACCCAGCACCUGCCUUAGUCUCACAAUCCACCUUUCUACCUUCAACUCUUCCGACUUCUCACCGCUGGAGCCUAUCAACACGUGCCAGACGGAGACAGAGGGAAAGCUCAUCUGCACAGUUUGGCCCAAAAUUUAGCAAUCUUCCUCCUCCAACAACUGGCUUUACUGCACUAGCCCUGACAGGCAACAUCCUACAGCCCAGAUCCCCGACAGACACUCCUAAACGCUUCAAAACCGAAGCCUCUGUGGAAUCUGCUUCUACCUCAAUCACACUACCUGCCAGGACACCGCCACUGCCACCCAUCACAAAGAGCCCAGAGGACUGGGUUGGAACAUCUGAAAACAGCAUGUCAGACAAGACUCAUGAAGAGAAUAAGCAUUCUGGGAGGGUGGAAAAUAUACCUCAGCAGGCUCCGCCCACUGAAGUACAGACUGGUUCUGUUUCUUAUCCAUCAGUGACAGAAUCUUCACCACCAGGCAAUCUAAAACACAAGAAGUCCAGAACCGGAGAUACAAAGAACCCUGGCAUGGCGGAGGGACAUUCUUCUGCUACAGUAUCACAAAGUAAAAUGCAAUCCAAAACAUACAAAAAACCUAUCCAGAGUACUAAUAACAAAUCUAAAAGUCAAACAGUAAAGGUCAGGUUAUCUUCAGAUAGAAUGUCUGCUAAGGAAAAGGAGGGAAGUAGUGAAACAUUCAGUACUAAUAUUGAUCCAAAGGACAACAUUUCAAAAGCAGACAAAUUUAGUAAAGCUCAACACGCAGAUUCCAGAGGUCAAGAGGUCACUGCUCUUGCUGAGAUUGAGCAGGAGACCAAGUCAAGUCCAGUUGAAAUUCAGAAGACAAGUUCUCCUGUGCAGGAAGUCGAACAUGUUAAAACAACUCCCACAAAAGUUCAAGAGGUGAAAUCUCCCAAAAUCAAAGAGAUGGGUAUACCGGUAAGAGCUACAAAAAGGGUCAAGUCGCCAGUCAAGGUUCAAGACGUGCCCUCCGGCACCACAGAGGUUAGCAAAGUUGAAUCAACACCUCAGGCAGAUGCUCAAAGAGACAUCAAGCUGUCCCUUGGAAAGGCUCAAGAGGUCAGAUCAACAGGGAUUGACACACAAGAACAGGGAAAUUCAACACCAGUCAAAAUUCCAGCUAAAAUGCAAAGCACCCCAAAAAAAGGAAAAGAAAAGAAUGAUAUUGACACAGAAGAAAGCCUAAGUGAACUUACACCAAAGAAAGCAAAAAAGAAGAGAUCAGAUGUGGAAAAAGCCCCAGUGUCAGAAACAGUACCCAAAACACCCAGCGCUCUAUCAGUCUCCAAACCCACACGAAUAUCUAAAGCAAAAAAGGGAAAACCUAUGAAGUCUGAGAACUCAAGCUUCCAGUUAAAACCUGAAAUGCCAGCACAAGAAACGACAGAAGUCAAGAGAGAAAAUGAUAUUAAAAUACCUCAGAACUCUGAUAUAACAUUUCCCCCAAUAAAGAACCGAAAAUCAGGAAGAACUGCAAAGAAAAGCCAGUCAGCUUCCAACUUGCAGUCUGAUCAUAAAAACAGUCAAUCGCCCACUGAUAAAGUGCUUACUGAACAGAAACAUGAAUUUCCAUCUAUUAACUUAGCUCCAGAAAGAGGCCACUCAUUUUCCAGUUUAUGGUCCAAUAACCAAUCAGCAACCAAUAAAUCGUCCGCCACAAAAGAAACCGAAUUAUUAUCUGGUAAAUUAAGUCCAUCAAGUUCGUCACCACAACACAAGCAGUCACCACUAAAAGAAAAUAAAUUAUCCAGAAAAAAGGUUGAAACUGAAGAGGCAGACAGGAAGCCACUGGCUGAGCAGAGCAUUGUGGGUAGUGUAGUUUCAUCACUACCGGCUGUGGCUAUAGCAAGUGCUGCACCGCUGCUGAUAAAAGCAGCUGAAGUUCUUUUUGAAACCCCACCAGAACCAAGUACUGAGAUGUCCUCAGUUUCUAAGAAAACAACAGGAAGCAAUAUCCUGCUAGAACAGGAAGUGGACCAAGACAGCACAGUUCAGGACGUAUCAGCAAUUGAGGAAACAGAUGACAGCAUAAUCAAACAGCAGAGUGCACAAGAUUUACAAAAUGAGCUAGUUUCAACUGAAAACGAAAUGUUGGUGAGUGGGAAAAUAGAGGAAGAGGAACAUGUGAAGGAUAGUGAGACAGAGAGAAAGGAAAAGGAAGGUGAAGAAGAGAGUCUCGCUGAGGAAGAAGAUGAAAGUGAGGGGGUUGGGAAGGAAGAGGAGAAAAGUGCUGUUGAAGAUGAUGAAGAACAAGAGAGUGAGAAUUAUGAAGAUAGAGAAGAGAGUGCUCAAAAGGGAGAGGAGGACUGUGGGGAAGAGGAACAUGUGAAGGAUAGUGAGACAGAGAGAAAGAAAGAGGGAGGUGAAGAAAAGAGUCUCGCUGAGGAACAAGAUGAAAGUGAGGGGGUUGGGAAGGAAGAGGAGAAAAGUGCUGUUGAAGAUGAUGAAGAACGAGAGAGCGAGAAUUAUAAAGAUAGAGAAGAGAGUGCUCAAAAGGGAGAGGAGGACAGUGGGGAAGAGGAACAUGUGAAGGAUAGUGAGACAGAGAGAAAGAAAGAGGGAGGUGAAGAAGAGAGUCUCGCUGAGGAAGAAGAUGAAGGUGAGGGGGUUGGGCAGGAGGAGGAGAACAGUGCUGUUGAAGAUGAAGAAGAAAGAGAGGGCAAGAAUUAUGAAGACAGAGGAGAGAGUCCUCAACCUGAAGAGGAGGACAGUGAGGAAGAGGAGGCAGAAGAAGAAGAAAGUGAGGCAGCAGGAGAGGAAGAGGGUGAUAGCGGACAGAGCAGCAGAAGUGAGGAGGAGAUGAGUAAAGAAGAAGGAAGUGGAGAUGAGACUGACAGAGAAGAAGAAGAGCAGAGUGAGGAACAAGAGAAAGAGGAGGGUGAGGAAGGAGAAACUGACGAUAAGGAGGAGGAAGAUGAAGAGAGUGGUGGUGAGAGCAUGGAAGAAGAGAAGGAGAGCUGGAAUGAGGGGAGUGAGGGAGAGGUGGAAGAUGGAGGGGAAGAGCAGGAAGGAGAGAGCAGUAAUGAGGAGAAAACAGAAGCAUCUGAAAGUGACAGUGAAAAUAAAAACGAGAGAUCAGAUGAAGAGGAAGGAGAGAGUGAGGAAGAGGAGGAAGAGAAUGAGACAGUGGAAGGAGAGGGAGAACAGGAAGAGAAGGGAGAAGAAGAGAGCGAGGAAGAUGAUGAGGUGGGAAAUGAAGCUGAGGAGGAAGAUCAAGAAGAAGGGAGUGAUCAUGAAGAGGAGGAGGAAGAAGAAAAUGAUGAAGAGGAAGAGGGCGAAGAAGACAAGGAAGAGGAGGUGGAUGAAGAGGAAAAUAAUGAAGAACUGAAAGACAAGAGUGAAGAAGAGGAGGAAGAGGAGAGUGUGAGAGAAAAAGAAGAGCGACAGAGUGAGAUGGAAGCUGAAGAUGAGGAAAAAACGUCAGAGACUGAUGAAGAUGAAAACAGAGAAAAACAAGAAGAGAAAGAACAAAUUGAGGAAGAGAAUGGAGAAAUAGAAGAGGAUGAAGAGCUCAGAGAAAAUGAGAAUCUUGACGUUUCAGAGACACAGGAAACUGAAAGAGGAGAUGAAGAUGAUGAGACAGACAAGAUGAAUGAAAUGAUGGAAGAAAAUAAUGAGGAAGAAGGCAGAAGUGAGGAAGAAGCAGAAGAGGAAGAAAUAGAUCAGAAGGAAGAGAAUGAAACAUCAGAAAGAAAACAGAGAGAAACUAAUGAAGAAGAAGAAGAGGAAGCUGAAGAAGAAGAUGAAGAAGAGGAGGAAGAAGAAACAGAGCAGAAAGAAAGGGAAAACAGUAGGAAACAGAGAGAAACUAGUGAAGAGGAAGAGGAACAAGAAGAAGAGAGUGAGGAAGAGGAGGAAGAAACUGAGCAAGAAGAAACCAAUAUAAAAACAGAGAAAAACAUGAGGAAACAGAGAGAAUCUAGUGAAGAGGAAGAAGAGCAGGAAGAAGAGAGUGAGGAAGAGGAGGAAGAAACUGAGCAAGAAGAAACCAAUAUAAAAACAGAGAAAAACAUGAGGAAACAGAGAGAAUCUAGUGAAGAGGAAGAGGAACAAGAAGAAGAGAAGGAGGAAGAAACUGAGCAAGAAGAAACCAAUAUAAAAACAGAGAAAAACAUGAGGAAACAGAGAGAAUCUAGUGAAGAGGAAGAGGAACAAGAAGAAGAGAGUGAGGAAGAGGAGGAAGAAACUGAGCAAGAAGAAACCAAUAUAAAAACAGAGAAAAACAUGAGGAAACAGAGAGAAUCCAGUGAAGAGGAAGAGGUAGAAGAGCAGGAAGAAGAAAGUGAGGAACAGGAGGAGGAGGAAAUAGAGCAGAAAGAAAUUAUGAGGAAACAGAGAGAAACUAGUGAAGAGGAAGAAGAACAGAGUGAAGGUGAAGAAGAAGAGGAGGAGGAAGAAACAGAGCAGGAAGAAAAGAAUACUAAAAUAGAUAAACAUAUUAGCGAGCAGAGCGACAGUAACGAGGAGGAAGAAGAACAAGAAGAAGAGGGUGAGGAAGAAGAGGAAGAAGCAAAGAAAGAAAAGAAUAUAAAAACAGAGAAAAAUGAGAGGAAACAGAGAGAAACUAGUGAAGAGGAACAAGAACAGGAAGAAGAGGCUGAGGAAGAGGAAGAAGAAGGUGAGGAAGAAGAGGAAGAGGAAGAAGAAGAGGAAGAGGAAGAAAAGACCAAAAAACUACCAAAGCAGAGAGCCAAACCGGAUGUGUUACCUCCGCGCAGACCGACAAAUGCACAGAAAGACAGACAGAAGACUAAACGAAGACAUCAACAGAAUGUUAAAGGGAAGAAGCAAACAGACAGUGGUGCGCAGGACCCUCAGUUCUGGAACAACGUCCUACCACAGUAUCUAAACCUUAAAUGAUCACUAAAACACAAAUAAAAGUGCUUUAAAAGGUUCUUCACAGCGAUGCCGUAGAAGAAUUAUUUUUGGUUCCAACAAGAACCAAUCAGUCAAAGGUUCUUUCUUACCUUUUUUAUAAUCUGAAGAGCCUUCUUUCGAUGAUGUUCUCAGAUGUUAAAGGUUCUUUAUGGAACCAUUUAAACAUAAAAGGUUCUCCUAUGCAUCGCGAAGCACCUUUAUUUUUAAGAGUGCACGCUGAACAUCUGCCUGUAUACUUACAGUUCACAGGCCUUUAUAUUUUAAAAGUGUUGUGAAUUACAGUUCUGUAAACAGGGAAACAUAAAAUGUGGUUGUUAGGAAAUUGAGCUAAUAAUAAAAAUGGUUUGUGUUAUGGUUUGUAUUUUGAUUUAAUAUAAUAUACGCCCCUAAAAGGGCUGGCUGUUUCUAACUUUUUGAAUAUCAAGUGCCUUGACUAAAAUUGUUCCAAUCGUUUUCAGUUAUAUAUGAAGAGGUCAGAUGCAAAAGCCUCUAAAUCCAUCUGACGUAUUUCUUUUGUAUAGGUUUCUAUGUAAGUACUGGUACUUCUGAUUGGGCUGAGGCUGGAAUUUAGCGAGUUUGAAGUAAAAGUAUUUGAUGGAUGUAUACUAUGUGUCAGGAGCAUUCACUCAGUAUCAUUAUCUCAUUUUUGACAGAGAUGGCUUUUAGCUGGUUUUGCAUUUGAACUCUUCAUAUUGUCAUAGUGUUCAUAUGAAUGUUAAUUUUCAAGCACAAAUGUGUGAAGUAUUUAUUUCUUUGUACAGAAAGUAAAAUAAAUCACUA